Messenger RNA from Malus domestica (apple), 1441 nucleotides. Its product is annotated as anthocyanidin reductase ((2S)-flavan-3-ol-forming). The record is from RefSeq and is a predicted model, not a curated record. Gene Ontology annotation, molecular function: anthocyanidin reductase activity; oxidoreductase activity, acting on the CH-OH group of donors, NAD or NADP as acceptor. Lineage: Eukaryota; Viridiplantae; Streptophyta; Magnoliopsida; Rosales; Rosaceae.
AUUGCACAGUGAGUUGGUGGCGUCUUAGAUCCUCACGUGCUCACCUUCUUCCUCUUCCGAUUCGAUUGGACGAAACUUCUGCAACAACAGCGACCGCGCCUACUCAGUCUAUUUAACCAGUAAAUCCUCCGUCACAUAAAACUCCACUCCCAUAAUUCCCACCUACCUUUUCAGCUGAAAAUCUGACAGAGGAAGAGGAAGCCAUGGCCACCCAACAACCCAUCUCAAAGAAGACGGCUUGCGUCGUCGGCGGAACCGGGUUCAUGGCGUCUCUGCUGGUCAAGCUACUGCUCCAGAAGGGCUACGCCGUCAGAACCACCGUCAGAGACCCUGACAACCACAAGAAGGUCUCCCACCUCACAGCACUACAAGAGUUGGGUGAGCUAGAGAUUUUGGCAGGAGAUCUAACUGAUGAAGGGAGCUUCGAUGCCCCAAUAGCAGGCUGUGAUCUUGUUUUCCAUGUUGCAACCCCUGUCAACUUUGCCUCACAGGACCCGGAGAAUGAUAUGAUCAAACCAGCAAUCCAAGGGGUACUAAAUGUUCUGAAGUCGUGCGUGAAAGCCAAAACAGUUAAGCGCGUUGUUUUGACAUCAUCAGCUGCUACAGUUUCGAUCAAUACACUUGAAGGAACAGGUUUGGUCGUGGAUGAAAAGGAUUGGAGUGAUUUGGAGUUCUUGACUAAUGUAAAGCCACCCACUUGGGGGUACCCUGCCUCCAAGACACUAGCUGAGAAGACAGCUUGGAAAUUUGCCGAAGAAAACAACAUUGAUCUAAUCACUGUGAUCCCUUCUCUUAUGGCCGGUCCUUCUCUCACUCCAGACGUUCCCAGCAGUAUCGGCCUUGCCAUGGCUUUAAUCACAGGAGAUGAUUUCCUCAUAAAUAUGGCCCUGAAAGGUAUGCAAAUGUUAUCAGGUUCGAUAUCCAUUGCACAUGUGGAGGACGUCUGCCGGGCUCAUAUAUUUUUGGCUGAGAAAGAAUCUGCAUCUGGUCGGUACAUUUGCUGUGCUGCCAACACCGGCGUUCCUGAGCUUGCUAAGUUCCUCAACAAAAGAUACCCCCAGUACAAAGUCCCCACUGAGUUUGGAGAUUUUCCGUCUGAGGCCAAACUGAUCAUCUCUUCAGAGAAGCUUAUCAAGGAGGGGUUCGAUUUUAAGUAUGGCAUCGAAGAAAUAUAUGACCAAACUGUGGAGUACUUCAAGGCAAAGGGGCUGCUGCAGAACUAGAAAAACCAAGUCUCACUAGCUUGUGAUCCUCCUGUUAUGUGGAUCACAAAAAGUGUGUAAUCGAUCAGCAUGUAUCGAGCUAGCUAUCUCUCUAUUGUCUGGCUUACCGUAAAUUUUCUUGUUAAAAAGCAUCGUAAUUUGCUGAGUUUGGCAAAUGGUAAUAAAAUCGAGCAGCGACGAAAAAGCAACAGCGGCGUGUUGCUUUCUGAUGAGAAUUA